AGUUUGCAACCACCGUAAAAUACCAGAGAAGAAGAAAGCGGUCCUGCUACGCAUGCGCCAAAGGCAUUUUCAAACGGAACGGCGGUUACUUCCCUCGUCGCCAGAAAACAAAUCUGAAUAUAAUAUAACUUUUUCAGUUGGCUAAAUACUACAAAGACACUCAAACAAUGACGAGCACGUUGAAAGGAAUUACUCUUAAAGGAAGUGUCGAGGUCGUGGCCGACUUCUUUUCUUUUGGCAUCAACAGCAUCUUGUACCAGCGGGGCAUCUACCCUCCAGAGUCCUUCACCAGAGUCAGCCAGUACGACAUGAACCUCCAAGUCACCGACGAUCCCAAGCUGAAGGAGUAUCUCAACAGCGUGGUGUCUCAGCUGAAAGCGUGGCUACUGGACUGCACCGUACAGAAGCUGGUGUUGGUGAUCACUUGUCUGGAAACCAACGAGGUGCUGGAAAGGUGGCAGUUCGACAUCGAGUGCGACAAGUCAGCGAAGGAGUGCAGUGCCCCCCGGGAGAAGUCCAUUAAAGCCAUCCAGAAUGACAUCCGCUCAGUACUCAGACAAAUAACUGCCACGGUAACGUUCCUGCCGCUGCUGGAGACACCAUGUGGCUUCAACCUCCUGGUCUACACCGACAAAGACCUGGAGAUUCCGGAGAAGUGGGAGGAGUCCAGCCCGCACAUCAUCAGCCAAUCAGAGGAGGUGCGUCUGCGCUCCUUCACCACGUCAAUCCACAAGGUGACCAGUAUGGUGGCUUACAAGAAGACCGACUCCUUGUAAACAAAACACACUCAUUCAUACUGACUCUUACGUUACGUCACAUGACCCACGAAAUCCAGAGACUCGUCUUUACAGGCGUCAACAAUUGGCACCAGACAUAAGAAAAAAUGUUUUGUCAUAUUUCAUGUUUAUUUGAACAGUGGGGAGGGGGUGACAAUGUCACACAAGGUUUUUGUAACGCCUGACUGUUCAUAUGUGUAUAUAUGUAUAUAUAAAACAGGGGUUUCCCACCUUUGACAGAUGGCGACAUCUACCACAAAAUAUGGCUAGUAACUGCGUUUCCCUUCUAAAAGAUUAGCUGACACAACGUAAAAUGUUUUCCAAUAUAUUGCGAUAUUGUGCAAUUAUGUCACACACGCUGUUUUGUUUUGUUUGGAAAACAUUGGAUGACAAGUUUCUCUGUGCUCUGAUUUUUAAAAAGGGGUUUCUUUACUUUUCGGGGGAGUCAAGAGCUGAAAAAGUUUGGGAAACCCUAAAAAAAACAUUUUUUGCGAUCGGUGAGCACAGACAUAAAUGAACUUGCAAAAACUACUCUGUAUUUUUAAUAAAGUCACCAUCUUCUGCUGUAUAAAAUGAUUUUUAUUUGACUAUUUUCAAGACAAUGCAGUAGAAAACUUGUUUUUUUCCCCCUGUCAUUUUAUGAAAAUAGAAAGUCUAAAAAACUGCAAAAAAAAAAAUCUCCUUCAGUGUUACAUAAAAUCAUCUAAUAAAUAUGCUAUUAAUAAAUAUGUAAGAGAAUGAGUGGAACAAAUGUUGUUUGACUAUACUGCAGUAUUUAAAUAUAAUCUGCAUCUGUUCCCUAAAAGUGAGUUUGCUAUUAAAUCAAAGCCACUCAGUGCAGUUAAAAAAAACAAAAAAACAACUUGUGUAAUGGAUAUAGUUAGGUUUUGUUCACCAACCGUUACAAAAACUGACCAACGACUCUAAGUAACAUGUGCAGCAACUAAACAAUAUUACUGACUGUGCAGCGCCAAAAGUUCAUGAAAUGUUUUUUGUCACUUAUUUCAGAAAGUGAAACGAUACGAGUAUGUUUUUACAUGAUUAAAAUAAUCUAAGUUUUUAUUUCUUGCAAGUUUGAGGUGCACACCAGUCACCUUGCCUGAAGUCUACUGUGUAAUAUGUAAUAAUAAGUGACAAAAACAUUUACCCUUUUUCACGAUGUUCAAAGUUUUUGACGUGUAGUAGUAGUAGUAGUAGUAUGGUCACCAUGCCAACCAGGUCAAUGCAACAAACAUCCAGAUUUUUUUCAAAUAAGGCACUGGCUGGUAGAUAAGUUAUAAAGUACUUUUAUGGGGUGGGACAAAAUGUGACUAUUUGGACAUUAUUGUCGUAGUUUCCGUUCUUCAGUUUUUGGGUUGAUUUAAACUGUUUAAAGAUUUUAUUUUAUUUUUUCAGAAUUAAGUCUUCAGGGGGAACUGCACCUAUUUUGGGGAAUUGUGCUUACCAUUUACUAUACCAAUGUGAGACACGAAACCACGCGUCUUUCUCUUUUGUAAUAUACGGCAAGUACAUUGCGGAAAAUGGAAGUAAACUAUUAUACCCGCAAAACCCCAUUAACAAUUCUCCGUUUACAUGUCGUGACCUGAAUUUUAAUCAAGUGUUGGCCAAAUAUUUGCAGAAAAUGUAGUUUUGAUUUUCAAAAGUUUAGUUUUUUUCAGGAUUUGCAUGGCAGUGCUUCAUGCUGAUAGAAAUAUUCCCUUUUUUCCCCCUCUGAUUUCUUCUUUUUUUCCUCCCCUGAAACGGUCUCACACCCUGAUCAUGAGAAAGACACGUACACUUGCUCCUUUUCGCCUGUUACUACAUUUCAUAUAUACCGUAUUUCCUUGAAUUGCCGCAGGGCAUAUAGUUGGCGCCUGCCUUGAAUUACUGCUGGGUCGAACUCACUUCGCAAAAUAAUUAGCGCAUGCUUAGUAUUACCGCCUGGUCAAACUCGUGACGUCACGUGUGACACUUCUCCUGUCAUCAUUUUCAAAAUGGAGGAGGCUGAAUUCAAUACCGGUAAUUUGAAAUCACAUGAAG
This is a messenger RNA of Nerophis ophidion (straightnose pipefish), 2795 nucleotides long. Its product is annotated as mitotic spindle assembly checkpoint protein MAD2A-like. NCBI's taxonomy places the organism in Eukaryota, Metazoa, Chordata, Actinopteri, Syngnathiformes, Syngnathidae. Gene Ontology annotation, cellular component: cytoplasm; kinetochore; nucleoplasm. Bases 168 to 776 code for a protein of 202 amino acids. The record is from RefSeq and is a predicted model, not a curated record. Gene Ontology annotation, biological process: mitotic spindle assembly checkpoint signaling. The transcript has 5 exons.